Messenger RNA from Anolis carolinensis (green anole), 2137 nucleotides. RefSeq names its product isocitrate dehydrogenase (NADP(+)) 1 (gene idh1). Gene Ontology annotation, molecular function: magnesium ion binding; isocitrate dehydrogenase (NADP+) activity; NAD binding. The record is from RefSeq and is a predicted model, not a curated record. Gene Ontology annotation, biological process: isocitrate metabolic process; NADP+ metabolic process. The coding region runs from base 190 to 1437 and encodes 415 amino acids. Gene Ontology annotation, cellular component: peroxisome; cytosol; mitochondrion. NCBI's taxonomy places the organism in Eukaryota, Metazoa, Chordata, Lepidosauria, Squamata, Anolidae. The transcript has 9 exons.
UCCAGAGAAAGAGGAGGAGGAGGAGGAGAAAGGAAGAAAGAGGCGGGUCCCCGUCUGCCCUCCUUUAAGCCUCUGCAGACGGUGCAACGCCCAAAAAGGAACACAGCCUGGGCAACUGGCGUGAGCUGUCAGCACAGAUCCCACUUUGGAGACCUUCAAGGAUCUGUAUCCCCAGCCGGAGAGGUCACAAUGUCUAAAAAAAUCAAUGGAGGCUCUGUGGUGGAGAUGCAGGGGGAUGAAAUGACGCGUAUAAUAUGGGAACUAAUCAAGGAAAAGCUGAUCUUUCCCUAUGUGGACCUGGAUCUUCACAGCUAUGAUUUGGGCAUAGAGCAUCGUGAUGCAACCGAUGACAAGGUCACUGUGGAAGCUGCGGAAGCGAUAAGGAAGUACAAUGUUGGGAUCAAGUGUGCCACAAUCACUCCUGAUGAGAAAAGGGUAGAAGAAUUCAAGCUGAAGCAGAUGUGGAAAUCUCCGAAUGGAACAAUCCGAAACAUUUUGGGGGGGACAGUCUUCAGAGAAGCCAUAAUUUGCAAAAACAUUCCCCGCUUAGUAUCUGGAUGGACAAAACCCAUCAUCAUUGGCCGUCAUGCUUAUGGAGAUCAGUACAGAGCCACAGACUUUGUUGUUCCUGGCCCGGGAAAGGUAGAGAUGAUCUAUACGCCAAAGGAUGGCAGCAAGCCUGUAACCUAUUUGGUCCAUAACUUUGAAAGCUGUGGAGGAGUGGCUUUAGGAAUGUACAACCUUGACCAAUCCAUCAAAGACUUUGCCCAUAGUUCUUUCCAGAUGGCAUUGUCUAAAGCCUGGCCUCUUUACAUGAGCACCAAAAAUACCAUUUUGAAGAAAUACGAUGGUCGUUUUAAGGACAUCUUUCAAGAGAUCUAUGAGAAUCAAUACAAGUCAAAGUUUGAAGCCAAAAACAUUUGGUAUGAGCAUCGGCUGAUUGAUGACAUGGUGGCUCAAGCCCUAAAAUCCGAGGGAGGUUUUAUCUGGGCCUGCAAAAACUAUGAUGGUGAUGUACAGUCUGAUUCGGUUGCACAAGGUUAUGGUUCCUUGGGAAUGAUGACCAGUGUCCUGAUCUGCCCAGAUGGCAAAACAGUUGAAGCUGAAGCUGCUCAUGGCACGGUGACCCGUCAUUAUCGCAUGCACCAGAAAGGACAAGAAACUUCUACAAACCCUAUUGCAUCCAUUUUUGCCUGGACUAGAGGUCUGGCUCACAGGGCAAAGUUGGAUAACAAUACGGAGCUCAAGAAUUUUGCCACUGCCUUGGAAGAAGUCUGUGUAGAGACCAUUGAAGCUGGCUUUAUGACUAAGGAUCUGUCUGCCUGCAUCAAAGGGCUACCAAAUGUGAAGCGCUCAGACUACCUGAACACAUUUGAGUUCUUGGAUAAACUUGCAGAGAACCUGAAGGCAAAGCUUUCUUCCCAGCCAAGACUUUAAGAGCAAGUCUUCGGAAUUGCCCUGGACAGAAGAUUUUCUGCCCUGCACUUCACAAUAUCUGAAGAAACUAAUCUAAAUUGGAAAUCAUCCUCUAGGGUUUUUUUAAGUGAAGCACCCAGACAAGCUCAAUGGUUGUCUAUGAAUUAUUCCCUCAUCAAGAGCCGUCCUUCCCUCAAGUGAUAAGCACUGGUAGGGGGCAGGAGAGCAAAUCUUUUUGAAAAACCUGUUUUAAGUAAUAGAGCUGGUUUUGCUCUCUAGCUGGUCAUAUUCCCCCCACUGGACUAUGUAAGCAAUGCAGAAGUCUGACGAAUAGCCUCAUGAGUCAAGUGCAAAAUUAUAACAUGUCUGGAAAUUUUUAAGAGGAUUUUACUUACCAGUGGGGGGAAAUACAGGUUUAGUUUUUCACCAGAAGCUCUGCACUGGUGCAGAGGCAGUCUUUCCUUCCUUGCGUCCAAUUACUAGUCUGAAGUAGAGGAAUGGUUGUCACAUCUGAACUAGAUGCUUGAAGAGCAGGAAGGUGGCCAGAUGCAUUUUGUACAAGUGCUGUUCCUUAAAAUGUCUUUUGUCAACUGUUUUUAAUAUUCUUUUAUUCUGUUUCUCAGAUAUUAAAUACCGUUCCAUCCAUGACUCCGGGCUUUUUGCUUUUAAGGAGUAUUUUUUAAGGUGUGUGUGUCUCACUUAAAUAAACAAGUUAUAUCCA